Molecule: messenger RNA, 2565 nt
Organism: Ilex paraguariensis (yerba mate)
Lineage: Eukaryota; Viridiplantae; Streptophyta; Magnoliopsida; Aquifoliales; Aquifoliaceae
Source: the annotation of a GenBank genome assembly
AUGGGUAAUCUUAGUACUUUGGAGUUUUUAUUUACAGAGGAAGCUGGCCUCACGGGUGAAAUACCCCAGGAGAUUGGUAACCUUCGCAAUUUGGUGAUAUUAGUCAUAGAAUUGAACAAAUUAAGAGGUCACAUUCCAGCAACGAUCUUUAAUAUAUCGACCAUGCAGGUCAUUUCGUUUGUGAAUAAUCACUUGUCUGGAAAUCUUCCAUCAAAUAUAGGCCAUGGACUACCCAAUCUUGAAGAUCUUCUUCUUGGAAACAAUACUCUUAGUGGAGUUAUCCCUAGCUAUAUCUCUAAUGCUUCUAAACUUGUUCGUCUUGAACUCGUUUUCAACAGAUUCACUGGUCCAAUACCAAACUCACUUGGUAGUUUAAGACUCCUAGAGCUUCUGAACUUGGCAUAUAACAAUUUGACAGCUGAAUCUUCAUCCUCGGAACUGAGCUUCUUUACUUCCUUGACAAAUUGCCAACAUUUGGAAAUAUUAGAGGUGUCUUAUAAUCCUCUAAAUUGCAUACUUCCAGCUUCCAUGGGGAAUUUCUCAUUUGCUCUCCAAGUUUUUGGUGCGUCAGGUUGUAAAAUCAAGGGAAACAUUCCUGAUGAUAUUGUUGAAGGAUUAUUGAAGCUUCAAGAAUUAUAUCUUCGAGACAAUAGGCUAGGAGGAUCCAUUCCAAAUGACAUUUGUAGUUUAAAGUACUUGAAUGUCUUAGUUUUGAGCAUAAACAAGCUCUCAGCUUCAAUCCCUGAAUGCUUAGGGAAUAUCACUUCUCUAAGAUAUCUCCAUUUAAGUUCAAACAAACUAAAUUCUGGAAUACCUGAAAGCCUGUGGAACCUCAAAGAUCUUUUGGAGUUUGGCGUAGCCUCAAACUCCUUAACUGGUUAUGUAUCUCCAGGAAUUGGAAGUCUAAAGGUUGCAACGGUUAUAAAUCUAUCGAUGAAUCAACUCUCAGGUGAUAUUCCUAGCACAAUUGGAGGUUUGCAAAACUUAAAGGAACUCUCUUUGGAGCAUAAUAGAUUGCAAGGAUCUAUUCCUGAGUCAUUCAGUAAGCUGGUAAGCUUGGAAUCCUUGGAUCUGUCUCAAAAUAAUCUUUCUGGUGCGAUACCAAAAUCAUUAGAGGCACUCCUAUAUCUUACAUACUUCAACGUUUCUUUCAAUAGAUUAAGAGGAGAGAUCCCCACUGGAGGUCCUUUCACAAACUUCACCAGGGAAUCUUUUAUGUCGAAUGAAGCAUUUUGUGGUGCUCCUCACCUACAAUUCCCAUUUUGUGAUUCUAAUUUUAUCCAUAGAUCAAAGAAAAAAAGGGUGCUUUUAAUUGUAUUUAUCUUGUUGGGGAUUGCAUCCGUAGUUAUUGCCUUGAUUGUCGCAUUAGUACUGAUAAGAGGCCGAAGGAGGAAUCACAUGCAGAGCCAAUCUGAUCUUUUACCCAAAAUAAUGAACGAAAGAAUUUCAUACUAUGAACUUCAAAGAGCAACUGAUGGGUUUAGUGAAAGCAACUUACUUGGAAUCGGAAGUUUUGGCUCAGUGUAUAAAGGAGUACUUGCAGAUGGGAUGCUUUUGGCUGCAAAGGUAUUCAAUUUGCAAAUAGAAGGUGCAUUCAAGAGUUUUGAUACCGAAUGUGAAGUAUUACGCAACCUUCGUCACCGAAAUCUAACCAAAGUCAUUAGCAGUUGCUCUAAUCUUGAUUUCAAAUCUUUAGUGCUCGAGUACAUGCCUAAUGGGAGCCUUGAAAAGUGGUUGUAUUCUCACAACUAUUACUUGGACAUUAUGCAGAGAUUAGACAUAAUGAUAGAUGUGGCAUGUGCAUUGGAAUAUCUCCACGAUGCCUUUGUAACACCUGUUGCUCAUUGUGAUGUGAAGCCCAGCAAUGUCUUGUUGGAUAUAGAUAUGGUCGGACACUUGAGUGAUUUUGGCAUCGCAAAGUUAUUUGGUGUGGAAGAGAGUCUUGUCCUAACCAAGACUCUUGGAACAAUUGGGUAUAUUGCACCAGAAUAUGGAUCGGAAGGAUUAGUAUCCACACAGUGUGAUGUUUACAGCUAUGGUAUUGUGUUAAUGGAAACGUUUUCGAGAAAGAAGCCAACUGAUGAAAUAUUUGGUGAAGAUUUGAGUUUAAAGGGUUGGAUAAAUGAGUCACUGCCAAAUUCAAUUAGCCAGGUUAUAGAUGCCAACUUGAUAUCACCCGGUGAGCCGAACUUAGUAGCAAAGCUGCAGUGUGUAUCAUCCAUCAUGGAGUUGGCUUUGGAUUGUUGUGUAGAAUACCCAGAGGAGAGGAUCUACAUCAAAGAUGUUCUUGCAGCACUCAGGAAAAUCAGACUUCAGUUUAUAGCAAACUGCAGAAGGGUUUAAUACAUAAAGAAUUAUGUAACUUAUCGCAUUUUGCACAAAAUAAUUUGGCAUGGGUGAUGACCUUUUUUUGUCAUUGUUCUAUCUGUCUGCUCAUAUGUUCUGUCGUUGCAAGAGUUGAAUGGCUUUGUGAAGUGCAAGUGCUGGUCGUUCCACAGCACUAAAUCAUUCAAACUCAGCAAAAAUUAUGUAUUCGUGCAUUAUCUGGAUAAUUCAUACUUUAUG